CAACAAUCCCAUUCUACCAUCACAACCAUGAACUUUCUUCUCCUCCUCUUCCUCGGCCUCCUUCAGCUGGUCUCCGCCGCCCGAUCGGGCACAUACAAUGCUGGCUGGGCAGUGGGCGACACCACCUGGAAGCAGACCGAUUCGGUCUUUGAGCGCGAAACCGGUAUUGCCAAAUACCGCCUGUUCCAAGCCGAUGGCUGGAUCUACAAGUACCAACUCGAUAUCGAGGUGAGCCAGGUGCAAGGGCCUAUCGGGGGUACAUACGUCUUCUACGACUCGACGGGCGAUGAAUACAACCUCAUGGUCUUCAUCGCCGGAUUCCAUACCAUUGACUUCAACUCCGACGAUCCGUAUAUCCAGAUGGUCAAGGUGGUGGAGGGAUAAAUUCAUUCCGUUCUCAACGCCGCAGUACGUGAGGAUGUCAGGGGAGGGUUGUGCUUGGGGGCGGAGGGGGUUACAGUUGUUCGGUCGAAGCAUUCAACAUGCUUGGGGUGUGGCUGGUCGCUGAAUAUUGGGAUGUGUGCAACCCCAUGAUGGAGUUGGUUAUGAUGUCGAAUAUAGGGAGAUGGGGGUCAAAAGCCGUGGGCGGUGGCGUGGAGUAGUCAGAAACAUUUAUUCCUGUGUAUCAAUAUGUGUCUCUUGGCUUAGUCAAGCUGACUAUCGAUGGUGCUACUGUGUCACAAUGAGCCAAGUCAAUUGCAAAUAUGUCUCGGAGCCACGCUGCCACCAUCACCCACCUAACAACAUUCUAUAGUCU
Aspergillus sclerotioniger CBS 115572 is the source of this 757-nucleotide messenger RNA. RefSeq lists its product as uncharacterized. Bases 28 to 384 code for a protein of 118 amino acids. The transcript is spliced from 2 exons. The record is from RefSeq and is a predicted model, not a curated record. NCBI's taxonomy places the organism in Eukaryota, Fungi, Ascomycota, Eurotiomycetes, Eurotiales, Aspergillaceae.